AUCACACAUUCACGCCACCAUUUUAGAGCAAGAGCAUACAUAUUGAAUUGCACUUGAGCUCAAACGAUCAGGAAAAGAUAAAAAUGGGUAACCAAUAUAAGCAAUCAAACGAGGAACUACACGCGGCGGCUCGUGCCGGUGACCUAACCGCCGUGCAGAGAAUAUGCAGCACCAACCCUCUGGCAGUCAACUUCAGAGACAAGCACUCUCGAACUCCACUCCAUCUAGCAGCGUGGUCUGGACAUGCACAAGUAGUGAACUAUCUAUGCAAGAACAAGGCUGAUGUGGGUGCUGCUGCCAUGGAUGACAAGGGUGCUAUUCACUUUGCCGCCCAGAAAGGCCAUCUAGAGGUUGUACGUAUACUUCUUACAUCCGGAGUAUCAGUAAAAUCGGUCAAUCGCAAGGGUAUGACUGCCCUUCACUACGCCGCUCAAGGGUCUAAUCUGGAACUUGUCAAGUAUUUAGUGAAGAAAUGCACAAAUAUUAGUGUUAAAAACAAAGCAGGCAAGACUCCCUUGGAUCUUGCCACCAAUGAGGACAUCCAAUCAUUUCUGCGUGAAUGUGAAACCACUUCUAUUGGAGAGGCUCUUAAGAGUAGAGAAAACGAUAAUGGAACUAACCUACAGCCCUCGGCAGAAGAAAAUGAAGAAGUCUCUGACGUCAAAGCUGGUGAAGAAGGGUGUGUGAAAGAUGACGAAUCUUUCAAGAGAAAAGCAGUUGACGAUGAAAUUUUGAAGGAAACUAAGAAAGCUAAAGUUCCUUUAAAUCAUCUUCUAGCGGAGGAUGACAUUGAGGAAUAGGAACAGUCUUUGAGUGAAACUAUAUGUGGAAUUGCAGCUUACUAUGCACUUUCUGUAACUCUCCCUUAACUAGUAAAAUAGGGGGACAUAUAUUGAUGAUUUGUUAUAGAAACGUUGGCUUGGAAACCAGCGUUGGUGUUUAGUCUCCUUGUAUUAACUUUUUACUACUUUGGCAAGCAUAAGCCUCUAGUUUUUGUAUUAUUCAAAAAGUCUCA
Cuscuta europaea is the source of this 1015-nucleotide messenger RNA. The record is from the annotation of a GenBank genome assembly. Lineage: Eukaryota; Viridiplantae; Streptophyta; Magnoliopsida; Solanales; Convolvulaceae.